GUGUGACCUCGUAUGAGGAUCUUGGCAACAGGUUCAAGAGGGCCCAUGACAGGAUCAAGGAUUCCUGCGAAGGGUUUCCUGACAACAUCGUCCAGGAGCUUCCGUUGGUCUUGGGGGAUGCCGAGGUCAAUGAUGUGGCUGUUGCUCAGGGAUGGAAAGAUGAGUUCCUGAAGCCUGUUUCUUGUGCAAAGGCUCCUCCGUCCAGUGUUGCUGAGUUCUUUGCAGGCAGGCGUCCGGCUGCAGCACCUGUGCCGGCGUUGCCUCACCCCCCUGCGCGCAAUUCGUCAAUUGCGUCAAUUGCCCCAAUUGCUGUGACAACAAGCAAAGCUGCUCCGCCAGCUCCAGCCAGCCCAGCUGCUGAGGCAGCUGCUCCGCCAGCUCCAGCCCGCCCAGCUGCUGAGGCAGCUGUGAGAGAUGCCACUCCACCAGCUGAGCCUAGCCCAGAUGGAGAUGCCCAGGGAGCUGAGCCUAGCCCAGCUGUGGACCUGGCUGUCGAGCCUAGCCCAGCUGCUGAGGCAGCAGCUGUGACUGUGCCAGCUGCAGAUGGAGAUGGCCCACCCAUUUGUCUGAUUUGCCAGCAGGAGAUGACCAAUGGCGCGAUGAAAUCACGCCCCCGGCUGGUGAUCGAGCUGUUCGAGGAAGGGCGUGAGGACUUUCAGUCCCUGACUACAGACUUGGAGCCCUUUGCUUGCGAUCACCCAUUGCUGAAGUUUGGCCAAGUUGGCUACAAUGGACCUGCUGGCUUCAUGUGGGACUUUGCCUAUGUCUAUGACAACCUUCAUGCUUUGGGCGAAAAGAAGCAGAAGUACAAGAUGUUAAAGGAGCUCCAGAAACAAUGCUGUGAAGGGCAACACUUGUCCAGGGAAGAUUUGCAUGUGAAAAAGGAAAGAAGGCGAGGGUGCUUGGCCGUUGAUGCAGUGAGCACAUUGCUUGUCUUCCACUUUUUGCUCGACUUGCUCAACAAAUCAAGAACUGAUGCCGAAGCGCUGACUAUGAGAAACUAUUUCAAAGAUGUUGGCAUGCUGGUCACCCAGGAAGCAAGUCGCCACAAUGAUAUGCUGAAGUUUUCAGUUGGUGACUUUCCUAUGCAUGUUCUGCCUACAGGGAAGUUGCAAGGCUUUCGUUUGAACUCCGAUGCAAAUCUGCGGAAGAUGAGUCCUCAUGAGAUCUGGCGUGUCAUUGAGCAAAGCAAGGAUACUGGGGUGUCAUACCAAAAGAUUUGUGCUCUGCGAAAAGAUGACCCACAAGGAGGAAUCAGUGAGCAGCUGACGUGGGUUUGGCAGAGAAAAUUGUUGUCAAUGUACAGGCAGUCAUCAAGGCUAAGUUUCUUGAAUGUGAAGAACUUCGCCAUUGUCACGGAUGCCUCAACUCAUAGCAACAAGGACUACCUGAUGAGCCUGGCCUAUGACCCUGUAAAUGGAGUAGGGGCUCACAUGUGCUCAGUUCACGUCAGGUCAACAAAAGUGUUACACCCACAGGAGAUGGAGCUGACACCAGAAGCAGAGCGCUUGGCAGCGAGACGGGAAAUUGAACGGCUUAGCAGCUUGAAGUUCUUGCAAGGCCUUUCGGCCCAGAUAUGCAAGUUGACUGACCUUCGCUUGGAUGAUUUUAAAUUUCCUGAAGUCUUGCUCAAAAUGUUGGAGCUGCAACCAGGCGAUAACUUCUUCUUUGACGACAAUGUCGCAGUGCUGAAUGGAGAGGAGUUUCAAUUAAGUCAAUUACGUCAAUUGUCUGAUUUGCCUUGUUUGCAUUGCAUCAUGGACCAAGGCAAAGUUGGCUGCGCAGCUGCUGCCUUUGUCACUUCCCAAGCUGGCCUCCAAAUCCACUUCACCUUCGACAAGAUUCACCGCCUGUUGAGAGACCUGAAAAACCCAAUCAAAGCAGCUGGCUUGGAAUCUUGUGUUUUGGCAACAACGUAUCUGUUCAGCGUCAACACCAAGCCUUUUGGAAGUGGCCAAUGGUUUACGGAAAAAACUCAGAUCUUGGAAGCAUUCUUUGAAUCCAACAGCUUUGACUGCCAAUGGUUUCAGGCAUUGAAAGAGAGAAUUGCCAAUGAUUUUGGUAUGGAAGGGUGCUCCGACAGGGAGAUCUGGGACUCCAUUCCCGAGCAAUUGGAAUCGUGGAGGCUCAAGGGCGGACUUGCCAAGGCAAGCAGAUGGUUUUCCUGGAACGAAGGAGCUGCUGUCCACUUGAAAGAAUGGCAUAGCUCCCUCAUGCUCCUCUCGUGGUACUUCCCAACAGAUCUUGACACUGAUGGUCAGUCUGGUUUGUUAGGCCUCAAAGGCUGUUUGACACAGAUGUAUUGGGAAGAUGCCCACAUCAUCUUCAGAGUUCAAUAUGGAAUGUGGUCGUGGUACUCGCAGCAGAUCCAUGAUGUCAAAAGCCCAGAGCAUGCAAUCAUUGAAUCUUUGGAAAUGGUCGAGUCAUGGAUGAGUCAUCAGUCUCUCCAGACCCUUGCUGAAUCGUGGAGCGCUCAAACUUGGGCCGAUGUUGAGCGGUUUGUGCCUGACCAGGAGGCCUUCAUUGCCAGAGUGAAUACCUAUGCUCUUGGAUGCUUGAUGAAUCGUUGCGCAACGCUUUCCAAGUUCUCAGCUCCACCUGAGACAUGGGUUGGGCUUCUAGAUCCCCAGCAAGCACAGGUGACAAGAAUGCGGCUCUUGAAGGAGUAUCGUUGGUUUCAAUCCUUGCGGUGCAGCAUGGCUCCUUUUGCAGCAGAGCUUGCCAGUGACAUUGAGACGGUCUUCGAUUUGCCUUGUCGUCAUUUGUGUCAUUUGUGUCAUUUGUGUCAUUUUGACUUUGGAGCAGCGCAAGAGCUGGCCAAGCUGCUGAUUGGUGGCUUUGCGGAUUCAAAAGUGGUUGAGGACAUUCACCAAGCAUGCAGGGUGGCCACGAACCCAGGCAGCAACAAGAAGCUCUCUGGAGCUACGUUGCAGCUUGUUUGCCAAUUCUCUGAGGUUUUGGACAAGAGAGGGAUCGUCCAUCCAGCUGCCCUAACCCGUGAAGAAUUCUUGGACAAGUGGCCUGAUGCCAGAGAUGAUUUCAACUGCCGCCAGGAAUUCAAAUCAUCCAGCCAUAGUCUACCAGCUCGCUACUCAGGGAUUCUGACGAAGAAGAUGUGGCGCACUGUCAGUGAGGAUUGGCUUCGAACCUCAUACGGGGCAUGGCAAUGGAUGAUUCAAUACUGCGGGCAAAGGCUUGCUGACCAAGGUGUUCGCCUGGAGGAUGGUCUUCUGAACCGCCUUGCUUUUCAAGGGCAAGUGAUUGAAGUCAAUUUUGUCUAUCUACUCAUUUUGGGCAAUUUGAAGUGGCAAGCCCUUGCUUGGCCGUUGAAGCUUGUGGACGCUGCUGAUGAUGAUUAUCGCAUGAUGCGAUGGGUUUUGGAUUCGUCGUCAAGUUGUCAAUGGCUGCAAUGCUCUCUGAACAUGCCAGCUUUUCAAACAAAUUCAAAGCUAGUCUGGAGCAAUGAGUUUGGCAUCCACUGGCAACAGGUUGGGCCUCCUGAAACAUUUGCGCAGAAUUGCUUGCGGCGCUCCAAUGGCCUGACAUUCACAGAUCUUUGCUUGAUGGGGAGGCAUCUUUUUGGCUCCGAAAUCAAAGAGAAGUCUAGGAAGGACAUCCUUUUGAAGCUGGCGUUGCAUUUCGGAGAUGACUUUGCAGAGCUGGUCUUGGAGUGCGACUCUAAGACGACAAAGAAGUCAUCAUCUGAUCCAGAUCAAGCAGCUUUGGUAAAAGCUGUGUUUGACCACUUGGACGCGGAUGAGCAGAAGGAGUUUCGCUCUGUCAAGGAGAAUGUCUACAGGGAGGAGAAAACUCAGAAGCAAUUGAAGUGGCGCAAAUUGCUCAACGAAAAAAUGGAGGAGCAAGCAGAAGCAAGCGAUGCUGUGAAGAUGGAAGACGAAGAGGAUUUGGAGGAAGAAGAAGCUCAAGUCAAUUUUGUCAAUUCAGGCAAUUGCGUCAAUUCAGAUGUGGAGGACCCACUGCCAAAUCCAGGCCCAAGUGCAGCUUCAGAAGAUGACGAUCAAGAGAAAUGGCUGGAUGACAAGCUCCAACAGAUUUCUUCGUUAGAUUUCUAUGAUUUCUUGGCCUUCAGCAAAUUCAAUAGGCGUGUCGACUGGCCAGAAGGACUGCAUCAUGUCAAGUCCACAUGUCAAGACUUUCUUGAUUUUGACCAAGAGAAUGGCGGCAGGGCCUCGAAAGUGUGGCCUUCAUUUUUGUGUGAAGCAUAUCCUUUUUUGCGCGGCGCAACAUCGUGCUUGGAGAUGAUGGUGCUGGUUGCUGAAAGGUUUCUUUUCAAUUUGGUCAAUUUCAAUGAAUUGGAUCAAUUGGAAUUUGUUGAGUUUUGUGCUGGCCGAGCCCAUCUCAGUCGAGAGAUGCUGCGUCAAGGAUUUCACCAAGGAGCUUCUGUGGACAUUCUUUUUCAUCCCCACCAUGACAUGUUGAGUUCCAAGGGGCUGAGGACUUGGUUUGACAUGGUAGUGGCUUCUCGGCGAAAGUCGUUACACUGGUUUGCUACCAGAUGCUCGAGCUUCGUCCCGCUCUGUAUCUCUCAAAGCAUGAGAUAUGAGGAGAAUUCAUUCUACGGGGAUAGAAGCAGGCCAUGGGUGGAGCAGGGCAACCUUCAACAGGAAGUAACUGCAAUGAUGAUGUUCUUCAGUUUCCUCUUGGAUUGCAUUCCGGUGUUGGAGCAACCCACAGGGAGUGUGCUUCCAAAACUACCAUCCCUUCGUAAUGUUUUGUGGUUCUUCGACUUCAAGAAGACAGUUACCUACAUGGGAAGCUUUGCUGGCCCAACAAGCAAGCCUCUCCAGAUCUGGCAUCCGUCUUCAGGGCCUGGCUCCCUAUUUGCAGCCAUCGCCAGGCCAAGGCCAGAUGGCUUGGACAAUUUGGCUUCCAGUGGCCAGAGCUGGGAUGGAAGCCACACUUACACUGGCAAUAAGGAGAUGCUCAUCCAAAGCGAGCACUACACGCCAGAGUUUGGCGCUUGUGUCGCCCAAAUCUACGAGCAGAUUCGAGCUUCGUGA
Messenger RNA from Cladocopium goreaui, 5021 nucleotides. NCBI's taxonomy places the organism in Eukaryota, Dinophyceae, Suessiales, Symbiodiniaceae. The record is from the annotation of a GenBank genome assembly.